UUGUGGACAUAUGUGGUUUCUAAAUAGGUCUCUGUCUGAUUUCCAUUAAACUGGGUGCGUAAAGAGAGAUCGGUUACUGAUUUUUUGUUGGUGGGGAUACCAUGUGAAGGUGACAGACGUGACAGAAAUUAGUCAGUGUGUUACUUUGUUUUUUUUUAGAAGUUUCUUUCUACCAAAAUAAACUCACCAACUAUAAAUAGCUGGUUGUUCAUCUUUAUGGUAAUUCCACGGUAUUUCAUUUCCUCAGAAGAUUUUUAUUAGGUUAUUUACUGUUAUUAUCUAAUAAAUGGUACAGAGGCAUUUUAUAGUGCGAUUUUUGUGGGCUAGAUUCAUUUAGUAGAAAAUAAGAUAUGGCUUAUCAACAACAACCAACGUAUCCUACACCUUAUAAUAGUAAUUAUCCUCCAGCCCCAAAUCCAGGUUACCAAACUCCAAAUGCUCCUGGUUAUGUACAGCCAACACAUGGGUAUGGGCCACCACCUCCACACGGCUAUCAGCCACCCCCAGGUCAAUACCCUCCACCAGGAGGCUUUGGAGGACCAAUUACAAAUCAACCCGUCGGCCCACCCGGUGGGCCACCAGGUGGUUGGAUGAAUAUGCCGCAAGGCAUUCCGAACUGUCCGCCAGGCUUGGAGUACCUUACUAUGAUUGAUCAAUUACUAGUCCAGCAAAAAGUCGAAGUUUUAGAAGCUCUCACUGGCUUUGAAACUCAAAAUAAAUUUACAGUAAAAAAUAGUUUAGGACAAAAAGUAUAUUAUGCCGCUGAGGAUUCCGACUGCCUGACUCGAAAUUGUUGUGGUCCACUAAGACCUUUCGAUAUGAAGAUUUUGGAUAAUUAUAGAAACGAAGUUUUACAUCUUCAUAGACCUCUAGCUUGUGAUUCCUGUUGUUUUCCAUGUUGUUUACAGAGUAUGGAAGUCUCUGCGCCUCCAGGUACUGUUGUGGGCACAGUAGAACAAGAAUGGAGCAUAUUUUGUCCUACUUUCGCUGUGAAAAAUGCAAGUGGAGACACGGUACUGAGGAUUGAAGGUCCAUUAUGCACGUGGAGUAUCUGCGGCGACGUGGAGUUCAAAAUAAUGUCGGGGGAUGGCUCUGUACAAGUUGGGAAAAUUUCGAAACAAUGGUCUGGACUGUUGAGAGAGAUGUUCACUGAUACCGAUUACUUUGGUAUCACUUUCCCUAUGGAUUUGGAUGUUAGGAUGAAGGCGGUCAUGUUAGGCGCAUGCUUUUUGAUUGAUGCCAUGUUUUUCGAGAAUACUCAGAAGAACAAUAAUUCGAGUGUCAUCUAAGAUCGCUUGUCUACCUUUUUAUAUAUAGGGUGUUUCGAAUUAAAUAUAUAAUGUGUUAUAAUUUAGUUAGAUCACAACACUCAGUAUAUAAUUGAUAAUGAUUUUAUUGAUCCAUCCAUUCUAUUUACCAAUUAUGUUUUUUUAUUGUUUUUUAUUUGUAUUUUAUGCACUGUUGCACUAUUUAUUUUAUAAUUUAAGUUUUUUUUUGUUGACUCUAAGUCAUUUUAUAAGUUUAUAUUUGGCUCAGGUGGCGGCUUUUUUAUUAUUGUACCGAAACCCAGGUCAGUUAAUAAUGAGUACUUUUGUACAAGGGCUUUGAAAUUCCAUAUACAGCCAAAUAUAUGUACGAGAGGGGACCGAAAACAAUUCUAAAUAUAUAUUUUUUUAAAACUUACACAUAUUUUAACGUCGGUCUCCUUUAAAAUAGUCUUUUGAUUAAAUACAUGUAUUAAUUCUUUUCUUCCACAUCGACUUUUACGCCCGUGUACAAUCGUAGAAAAAGUCUUUAUUUAAACUAAUUUUGAGUUUAUUAAUAUAAAAUCGAUUUUUUAUGUUAUUGAGGCAAUUUUUUUAGUACUAUAGUUCUUUAUACGUAAAUAUUUUUUUAGUUUUACGAGUGUUAAUUAAGGUUUGUUCCCUUUGUAAACAGAUUGUUUACUCCAGAGCCAGAACUAAAAUUGCAGUUGAAGCAUUUUCUUGCCAAGCCGGCUUGGCUUUUGGAAAUGUUUAAGAAACAUUUUUGUGGUUAAUAAAAUUUUCAAUGCGCCAAAAUAUUUUUAUUUUUUAAUUUUCAAAAGUGAAGCUGACUAGGCAAUUAAGAGAAGGUUAAAAAGUUCUGGCAUGAUGAUAAGUUGUUAAAUGUGAUUAUUUCAAAGAGUGUCUUAUAUUUAUAAAAUUAUAUGCCACCAUUUUUCUAAUUUAGAAUAUUUUUUUACACGCUAACUAGUUUUUUAUACAGAAAUAUUUCUAACAAUUUAGUUUACAAUACCAAGCAAGACGUACUUAUAUAUGUACGGGGUAUUAAUUCAUUUCUGGAGAUUUCAGCGCCUGGAAAUCUGUAACUUUUCAAAAAUUAAUACUAAUGGGUGGACCAUGCAUAUGUUGAAUUAUAAAUAAGCAAUGAAGACAAGAAAAAUUAAUUUUUUUCCAACAAAUUUAACUUUAUUUAGUACAAUAUUUCUUCCGAUUAAGUAUGGAAAAUUAUUUUAUUCAAGUGGCCACCUCGACUGACUUGGCAGUAGCCCAUCCUGGAACACCAAUUUUCAAGCGUUUUUUCAACAGUUUACUGCUCUAUUUGAGCAAUUUGAGCUUGAAUGUUCUGUUUUAAGUGCUCAAUUGUUUGAGGAUUAUCCGCAUAAACUUUAUCCUUCAAUGUGCCCCAAAGAAAGAAGUCGAGUAGUGUUGACUCGCAGCUCCGAGGUGGUCAAUUAACAUCUCCGUAACGGCUAAUUACACGAUUAUUAAAUUUUGUACGCAAAAGAUUGAUGGUGGCCGCGGCGGUAUGGCAAGUUGCGCCGUCUUGUUGAAACCAGACCUGAUCGAGAUUAAUAUCAUCCAAUUCCUGCCACAAAAAGUUCGUUAUCAUAUCUCGAUAGAGGUUGCCAUUGAUCGUAACGGCGCGGUCAGCCUCAUUUUCAAGAGAAAAGGGUCCAAUAACGCCGCCACUCCAAAAUUCACACCACACAGUGACUCGAUCUGGAUGCAUGGGCUUUGUUACGACGACGUGUGGAUUUUCCGUGCCCCAAAUCCUUGAGUUUUGUUUGUUAACAACAUCCGAUGUGAAAAUGCGCUUCAUCCGAAAAGAUGAUUUUUCUUGCAAAAUCAGG
Messenger RNA from Psylliodes chrysocephalus, 3115 nucleotides. NCBI's taxonomy places the organism in Eukaryota, Metazoa, Arthropoda, Insecta, Coleoptera, Chrysomelidae. The record is from the annotation of a GenBank genome assembly.